AUGAAGGGCGCAUUGGAGAUGAUGGUCCUGCGAAGGGCAUUUCAGCAUUCCACCACCAUCGGCCGGCAGUCCUUCAACACGACCACGACCACCUACUCUCUCAGCAGGACGAGUCCCUGGAGCAGAACGCCGGUCGACUAUCAUCGAUAUAGCUCCCGAGCAUUGGACCCGACAUCCUCAAUCGAUCAACAUGAGACGACUCAUGCAGACCGGCCAGCAGUUGCGGACAAAAAGAAGUCGAGUCUAGUGACGUUCAAGACGCUCAAGGAACUAUAUCGAAAGGAGAUCCCGAUCACCAUGCUCACCGCAUACGAUUUCGCGACGGCCAGGAUGGUAGGAAUGGCGACGAGCCCAUCGGAAAGCGAGGAGAAAGGGCCGAGUAGCGAGCUUCCGGGCGGUAUAGACAUCUGUCUGGCUGGGGACUCGUUGGCUAACGUCUGUCUCGGAUACCAAUCCACGACCGAGCUUGGGGUGGACGAGUUUGUCUACCAUCUCCAAGCGAUCCGCAGAGGCUUAGACAGUCUCAAGACCGAGCCCAACUAUCGGAUCCCGCUGUUCAUCGCCGACCUGCCCUUCGGGACAUACGAGGCGAGCGUCGAGCAAGGCAUCCGAACGGCCACCCGGCUCGUCCAAGCCGCCAGAGUGGAUGGACUCAAGAUCGAAGGCGGGAAGGAGCUUGGACCGCUGAUCGAGCGAUUGACUGGCUUUGGGAUCCCCGUCAUCGGCCAUAUCGGCCUCACCCCUCAACGGGCCAGCAGUCUCGGCGGCUUCAAAGUCCAAGGCCACGACUGUCCCUCCAAGGCCCGGGAGAUCAUCGCCGAUGCGCUCCACCUCGAGCGCGUAGGCUGCGUCGGAAUCGUGAUCGAAGCCGUGCCCGUCGAGCUGAUUAGUCAUCUCAAGAAGCUCCUCAAGGUCCCCUUGAUCGGCAUCGGUGCCGGCCCCGAGACUGACGGACAGGUCUUGGUGACCAGCGACCUCAUCGGCUCACUCGCCUCACAUUCUCCUCAACUCAAGAACAUCAAACCAAAAUUCGUCCCAAACUUCUCCUCCUCCGUCAGGCUCGAUAAGCACUCCCUCAAUCCAGUUUUCGACGUCUCGCUUCAGAUCAUUCGAUCCUACAUCCACCUCGUUCGUACUCGUCAAUUCCCCAAGAUCGGCUCGCAUACUUAUAGCAUGAAAUCAGACGUCCUACAAACUUUAAACCAACGCGGUUGGUCUUCUUAA
Messenger RNA from Puccinia triticina, 1224 nucleotides. RefSeq lists its product as uncharacterized. The transcript is spliced from 2 exons. NCBI's taxonomy places the organism in Eukaryota, Fungi, Basidiomycota, Pucciniomycetes, Pucciniales, Pucciniaceae. The coding region runs from base 1 to 1224 and encodes 407 amino acids. The record is from RefSeq and is a predicted model, not a curated record. Gene Ontology annotation, molecular function: magnesium ion binding; 3-methyl-2-oxobutanoate hydroxymethyltransferase activity. Gene Ontology annotation, cellular component: mitochondrion. Gene Ontology annotation, biological process: pantothenate biosynthetic process.